Staurois parvus is the source of this 341-nucleotide messenger RNA. The record is from the annotation of a GenBank genome assembly. Lineage: Eukaryota; Metazoa; Chordata; Amphibia; Anura; Ranidae.
UGCCACUUUGUCAGUGUCCAUCAGUGCCAGCUGUCAGUGCUCAUCAGUGCCAGUGCCACAUCAAUGCCACAUAUCAGUGCCUACCAGUGGACAUCAAUGCCACAUAUCAGUGCCCAUCUGAGCUGCCUUUCAGUGUCACCCAUCAGUGCUAGUCAUCAGUGUCGCCUGUCAGUGCCAGACAGUGCCACCUAUCAGUGCCAUAUAUGAGUGCUGCCUUUCAGUGCCCAUCAGUGAUGCCUGUCAAUGCCCAUCAGUGCCACCUACCAGUGCCUCCUCAUCAGUGCCACCUAUCAGUGUCCAUCAGUGCAGCCUAUCAGUGCCCAUCACUGCAGCCUCAUUAG